Messenger RNA from Punctularia strigosozonata HHB-11173 SS5, 1782 nucleotides. RefSeq lists its product as uncharacterized. The record is from RefSeq and is a predicted model, not a curated record. Lineage: Eukaryota; Fungi; Basidiomycota; Agaricomycetes; Corticiales; Punctulariaceae. The transcript has 15 exons. Bases 1 to 1782 code for a protein of 593 amino acids.
AUGUCCUCCCGGUCAACGAAUAAUUUGCUCGCGGUUCCUGGCGCGAGGUCUCCCAUGGACAGUCAAGCCUCUCUCUCGUCUGACGUCCUCGCCCCAAUGUGCGAGAAUAAAGAACAGAAUCCGUCGUCCAUCAACAUCGUUCUGCCUAGCGUUCCCCUUGAGGGAGUCACUCUCCCGUCAGCUGAGUCUCUGGGCAUGCCUCCCGCUUCCCCCACCGGCUCCUGCAAUGCGUCCCAUUCAAUCACCCGCCCAAGUUCCAUCAUAGUAUCGGUAACGUCUCCACUCGAACAUGAAGCAGGAGCUCGAGACUCCUUCAGUCCGCAGUGGGAGGACCCCAGCGGUGACGAUAGCGGAACGAGGGGCUACGAUUUAACUACGGGAGUCGCAAAUCCUCGCUCGCACGCUGCUUCAGCUCUUGCAACUACUGCCGACACUGCAUCACAUUCUCCAGUAGUAGCCACUCCAGCUGGCGUUACGCCCGCAGAACCAGAUUUGACGCUAGGCCCGCAUCGUGAAGAAUACCCUAAUGACUACCUGCGAAGUUGGGCAAUAUUACCUGUCGAUACCGACUACGUCAAGAAAUAUGUGCGCGGCCUUAAAAUACCUCGUCGCGAAUCGACGUGUGAAGUUCCGCCCAUGACGAUCAAAAUCGAGUACGGACCUGCGCCAGACGGGUGGACUCGCCAAAUUCAUCCCGACGGAUGCAUCUACUUCUGGGAUCCGAAAAGACGCAUGGUCACAGGAGCAGAUCUCUACAACAAGGAAGUCCUAGCACGCAUAGAGAAGAGCGCAAGGCGUCUCGAAACUGUUAAAUGCAGUCUCGGCGAGGAAUUUCCAACCAACGCAGAAAUCAUGCUUGAGCUCCCUGACACCGGAGAUGAUGCCGAAUGCUACUACUAUUGCGCGAAUCCGGACGCGCGAACACUAUUUUGGAUUAACAAGAUGAACAUCGGAUGGACUAUCAGGGAAGUGAAGGGAAUCACUGAGCUGUCCCAAGCAAAGAUCGAGCUCGAAGCUCUGUAUUGGUAUGCCGACAUGUCGCUAGUUAACGUCCGAACCAGGACUCACUGGGAGCUGUUUCCACUCGAUAGACCGGUGGCUCCAGACUUGCUGCAGGAGUUGAUCGGUAUGAUGGUGCAUGGUGGUGUUGAUCAGGCAACCUCGAGAAACUCGACAUUCCCAUACGGUAUCGAAAAGGUGAUGAUGCUCGUGGAACUGCUCAAGAAUAUCAAUUUCGUAGAGAACGCACAUGGAUACUCCGCUCAAGUUGUCGGGCGAGUAAUGAACUUCAUCCUUCACACAAGGUUCCUCAACUUGUAUGGUCAACGAGAGGCAAGACUCAGCAGUUGGGAAUCUAUCUACGAAGACGCUGAGGGAGCUCCAACUUUGCUGAUAACCAUCUUAUCCCCGCUCCUGUUUUUUGCCCCGGACAUUCAUAUGAGGAACCUCAAGCGUAUAUGGGUGGACAGCAUCAUCGUGGAAUCUGCCUGGAAGCAGUUCGUCGAUAACAUCGAGAGGGAGUGGGAAAAGUAUCUCAUCCCGGCCACAGUUCUGCUUUCGGUCAAUCUAGCCUUUCUGGCAAUUCCGAGUGUAGUUCAGUCGAACCAAGCCACGAACCUCCAGAUCUUGUCAGCGCUCACUCCUAGUCCCGCGAGUCCGGCACCGUCUCUCGCACAACUUGCGUCGUACAUCUCAACCGCUUCCUCCACCGGAACCAUCAUUGCAUUAUGGAAGGAGUCAUCGCAUGACAGCUGGAGAAGCGGCAAAUGCGCUUGCUGCUAA